Messenger RNA from Fusarium keratoplasticum, 1143 nucleotides. RefSeq lists its product as uncharacterized. The record is from RefSeq and is a predicted model, not a curated record. Gene Ontology annotation, molecular function: damaged DNA binding; single-stranded DNA binding. The coding region runs from base 1 to 1143 and encodes 380 amino acids. The transcript is spliced from 2 exons. NCBI's taxonomy places the organism in Eukaryota, Fungi, Ascomycota, Sordariomycetes, Hypocreales, Nectriaceae. Gene Ontology annotation, biological process: UV-damage excision repair; nucleotide-excision repair; meiotic mismatch repair. Gene Ontology annotation, cellular component: nucleus; nucleotide-excision repair factor 1 complex; ERCC4-ERCC1 complex.
AUGGAUGACGACUAUGGAGCAGACGAGGAGCUUCUGGCCGCCAUGGCCGCCGCAGAUCCAACCCCCAUCCCGCGCAGGCCCAUCCAGCAGCCCACGCCGAGCAAGAUCCAGCAGCCUACGCCGCAGCGCCUCGACAAGGCGCCUCCGUCUGCUUCAGGUGCUGGAAAGGUCGUCCAGCCUACACCGCAGGCUCUACCGCAGAAGCAGUCCGGCUCGACCAUCCUCGUGUCUCCGCGCCAAAGGGGGAAUCCCGUCUUGACCAGCGUUCGAUCGAUGCCGUGGGAGUACAGCGAUAUCCCGGCCGACUUUGUCUUGGGGCUGGGCACUUGUGCUCUAUUUCUGAGUCUUAAAUACCAUCGCCUCCAUCCCGAGUACAUCUACACCCGAAUCCGCAACCUCCAGGGCAAAUACAACCUCCGCGUCCUCCUCACCAUGGUCGACAUUCCAAACCACGAAGCAUCGCUAAAGGAGCUCUCCAAGACAUCUCUCGUCAACAACGUCACCCUUAUUCUAUGCUGGUCCGCCGCCGAGGCCGCACGCUACCUCGAAUUAUACAAGAGCUACGAGAACGCCUCCUUUGGCGCCAUCCGUGGUCAGCAACCCUCGAGCUAUGGCGAAAAGCUUGUCGAGUUUGUCACCGUCCCGAGGAGUCUGAACAAAUCUGAUGCGGUCGCCCUCGUGAGCAACUUUGGUAGUCUGAAGAACGCUGUCAACGCGGAUGCCGAGCAGCUCGGCAUGCUCAACGGCUGGGGCGGUAUUAAGGUCAAGAGGUGGACAUCAGCAGUCGGAGAUCCCUUCAGAGUCAAGAAGGCAGCUAAAAGGGGUGCGAAAGCUACACAGCGCUCCUCCAAGCUAGAUCAGGCCGUUCCGCUUUCACGUGUGCCUCUUCGAGAAAUGUCUUCGGCCGGACCGUCAACAGCAAAGGACACGCCGACUUUGGCAGAGCCAGCAGUAAAACAGUUUCAGUUUAUGGAUAAUACAGACGAUGAGGAUGAGGAGGAGGCGAUGCUUGCAGCUGCCAUUGAGGCGUCUAAGAAGACAGCCCAGGCGGAUGAGGCUAAGCGGACGAGCCAAGCAGAUAAGGAAGACCAGCUUGAUGGGGGUGUUGCCGCUGCAUUGGCAAGGCUACGGGAGAGCGGCUGA